CUCUGCAGCAGCAAACAGAUGCCAUGACCUCCCCAUCCCAUAACUCAUUACCUCAAGAAGCCGCAUCCGCAAAUCCGUCAGACACCGACACCACCUCCACCUCCACCACCACCACCGACUCCCCACCCUCCGCCGACCUCCAAGCCAAACUCUCCACAUACCCCGUCCACGACCACAACAACCAGCACCACCAAUUCCAAGAGCUCUACACUGGCCCCGAUGCUGCCCCGCGGACGCUCAUCGUAUUCAUCCGGCAUUUCUUCUGCGGGAGCUGUAAAGAAUACAUCCGCACCCUCUCACAAACCCUCACUCCUGACUAUCUAGCGGGAUUAACCCCUCCCACGGGGAUAGUGAUUAUCGGCUGUGGGGAUCCCGGGUUGAUAGACACGUAUCUCGCGGAAACGGGGUGCGUGUUCCCGCUCUACGCGGAUCCGGAACGGAAGUUGUAUGCGGAAUUGGGGUUGGGGUUGUCGCUGGCGAUGGGGGAGAAACCGGGGUAUAUCCAACGGAGUAUGGGAAGGGUGGUGGCGGAGUCGGUGUGGGCGAAUCUGAGGCAGAUGACUCGGGGGUUGGGGUGGAAGGGUGGGGAUCAGAGGCAGAAUGGGGGGGAGUUUUUGUUCCAGGCGACGGAGGGGUCACAGGGAAAAGGGGAGGUGGUUUGGUGUCAUCGCAUGCGCAAUACGAGGGAUCAUACUGAGGUUGAUGUUUUGAGGGGGAUGUUGGAAGGGAGGAGGAGUUAA
Aspergillus saccharolyticus JOP 1030-1 is the source of this 740-nucleotide messenger RNA. RefSeq names its product peroxiredoxin-like family protein. The record is from RefSeq and is a predicted model, not a curated record. NCBI's taxonomy places the organism in Eukaryota, Fungi, Ascomycota, Eurotiomycetes, Eurotiales, Aspergillaceae. Bases 24 to 740 code for a protein of 238 amino acids. The transcript has 2 exons.